Molecule: messenger RNA, 2833 nt
Organism: Lethenteron reissneri (Far Eastern brook lamprey)
Lineage: Eukaryota; Metazoa; Chordata; Hyperoartia; Petromyzontiformes; Petromyzontidae
Product: melanin-concentrating hormone receptor 1-like
Biological process (GO): neuropeptide signaling pathway
Cellular component (GO): plasma membrane; neuron projection
Molecular function (GO): neuropeptide binding; melanin-concentrating hormone receptor activity
Source: RefSeq, a predicted model, not a curated record
AUGAGAACGGUUAGAGGGGAUGGAGGGAGGGGAGAUACGCAGAGAGGGCAAGGGGUGACUGGGUUAUUGGAGUUACAGGCAGGGAAGACGUGCAGAGUUGUGAUACUUGAGAGCCAAGCACAUUUGCGUCACACGUGUGCCCAGUGCAUGCGUCUCAGUGAGAGAGGGAGAGAGAGACGACACACACACACACAUAUAUUUAAACCAGGAGAGUCGGAGCAAGGUGGGAAGAUUUGUCGACUGCGUCAAAGCAGAGAGCCGGGAGCACUUCGACUCAGCAUGGAUGUCACCGUGUCCAAUCUCUCCACGACGACCCCUUCGUGUCGUAACGCCAGCUGUGGGAACGAGACCGGCGUGUACGCUACGGCCGCACGGCCACCUUCCGCCACGGUGCCCUCCGACGUGUUCAUGACCGCCCUGUACGGCGCCAUCUGCCUGAUGGGGGUGGCCGGCAACCUGCUGGUGCUCUUCACGCUCCUUCGCAAGCGCGCGCGGCGCUUCCGCGCCCUCUGCACCGCUCCCGACGUCUUCAUCUUCAGCCUCGCCCUGGUGGACACCCUCUUCCUGCUCGGCAUGCCCUUCCUCCUGCACCAGCUCGUGGGCGACGGCGAGUGGAAGUUCGGCGCCGCGCUGUGCACGACCAUCGCGGCCACCGACGCCGCCUGCCAGUUCGCGAGCACCUACAUCCUGACGCUCAUGACCCUCGACAGGUACCUGGCCACCGUCUACGCGGUGCGCUCCGCACCGAUGCGCACGCCGCGCCUCGCCCUCUGCGUCGUGCUCUGCGCCUGGGCCCUCUCGCUGCUCACCGUCACCCCGGUGUGGCUGUUCGCGCGCCUCCUGCACACCGCCGACGGCAGGACCCGCUGCGGCAUGCUGCUGCCCAACCCCGGCACGGACAUCUACUGGUACACGCUCUACCAAUUCGUGCUCGCCUUCGCCGCGCCCGUGCUCGUCAUCUGCGCCACGUACGCGCGCAUCCUGCGGCACAUGUCCAAGCUCGACGCCUCUCCUCCUCUCGUGGCAUUCAGCAGCAACAGCGGCGGCGCAAGGGGGGGCUGCGGGAGCAACGUGCUGGAGCACAGGACGCGACGCAUCACCAGGAUGGCCCUGGCCGUGUGCGUCUCCUUCGUGGCGUGCUGGGCGCCCUUCUACGCCCUGCAGCUGAUCGAGCUGUGCCAGCCGCGUGUGCCCCCUCACCUGGUCGUCUACGACGUCGCCAUUGGGCUCGGCUACCUCAACAGCUGCGUCAACCCGUUCCUCUACAUCGCGCUGAGCGACACGUUCAAGAAGAGCUUGCUCGGCGCUAUGGUGGCGAGGCCCAAAAAGGAGGGUGCCCUCCGUGGAGGCGUCUCUCGCGCGGUGGAGUUGCGCUCGCUCGGUUUGGGUUGCAGAGUCGGGCCGGUCGUGAAUGCCGAGAUGAGGGUACAGGCGGCUAGAAAGUUGUGCUUUCUGGAGGCCACCACGGGCAAUUGUGCUGCUGCUGAUGGUGGUGGUGGUAGUGGUAAAGAUGGAGGUGGUGAUGGUGGCAGUGGUGAUGAUGGUGGUUGUGGUAGUGCCAACCUGCUCAAAUGAGCACUAAUGCAGCGAUUGUCUCCGUCUGUGGCUCUAAGCCAAGUCGUGGAAUUCCCACAUGCCCGUGGAGGGGCCAUUCUCUCCAUUGGAUGUUCACGGUUGAAUGACCAACAUAGUGGUACAGUCAUACCCCGGUUUACGUCAGGGAUGCGUUCCUGAAAUGUGCGAUGACGAAUAUCGAAACGAUGUUAUUCAAAGCAAUUUGCAGGGUAGUUGGGAGGCGAAGGCUGAGAGGCGAUGGAUAACGAGAGAGGACGGGUGAUGCCGUCAGCGACGUAAGUGUGGAGUUGAGGCGACCCAAAUCGGGUAGUGGUAUUCAUAAAGUGACGACGUAUUGGCGAAACGACGCAAAAGUGGAGAGACGUAAAUCGGGGUAAUACUGUACUCAUUUUAUCGACCCAUUUUGGGGUGAUGAAGUCGAACUCCAACGGAGAUUUCACUUUCUGUCCUGAGUCAGGGAGUUGAACGCUCCGCUCCACCUGUAGUGCUGCCCGACCAGAUAGCUGUGGCUGUGGAUGUGAUGGCGGUUGUGGUGACGGUGGUGGUUGUAACGAUGGUGAUGAUGACAGUGGUGAUAUCACACUGCUGUUAUAACACCGAACUGAAAAUAUUUCAUCUGUCCUAACUGAUCAGUCGUUGUUCACUCUACCUAAAGGAAAGCCCUUCUAUCAAUACAUCACUGAAGGAUUUCUGUGUUUGAACCUUUGUAAAAAAAAAGGUCAAAGUGUGUCCAUGCUGAAAUGAGAGUGAGUCCCGCAUUCUUCUGCUCGUAGGCUUGAGCCUGUGGUGGAAAUUCCACAUUCCUAUGACGUGAAUGGGACUAUCUACAGGACAAUCUCGGUAAACGUUCUAAGUGCAAAAUUCCCUCUAAACCGAUUUGGCCUAACAUCUCCAACGCUAGGACCCCUUUGAACAUGGUUUAGUCGUAUGAGUCAUUGAAUAAGCAGAUGACAUAUGUUUAAAUUAUUCAGAUAGACGGUGAGCUAACUGCACUAUGAACUCUGUAACCCAGGUUUGAUUCCAGGCCAUGGUUAAGAUCAGUGGCGUGUGAUAUCUUAACUGGUUCUGGUCACCCACUUCACCAACCCGCACUGACCAGUGUGAAGUAUGGUCAGACGCCCCCUAUAACUCACAUGAGCAUUGGGGAUACCUUCAUUCAGCAGUAAUUUGACAAAGGGCUGAAAAUAAUCAUCAGCAAUAUGAAUACUGUACGGUAGCGUAAAUGCAGUUCGAGUGCUUACUGCUGAUGGAAAUUCCA